This is a messenger RNA of Aspergillus affinis, 642 nucleotides long. RefSeq names its product ER membrane protein complex subunit 4. Gene Ontology annotation, biological process: protein folding in endoplasmic reticulum. The coding region runs from base 1 to 642 and encodes 213 amino acids. The record is from RefSeq and is a predicted model, not a curated record. The transcript has 2 exons. NCBI's taxonomy places the organism in Eukaryota, Fungi, Ascomycota, Eurotiomycetes, Eurotiales, Aspergillaceae. Gene Ontology annotation, cellular component: EMC complex.
AUGGCCUCCCAACCCUUGCCCCCCGUUCCUCCACCGCAAUGGGUCGUGGACCUGAAUUCUCCCAAGCCACGUUCCCCCAAGUCCGCAUCCAGCAUCCCCGACCCUCCAGGCUUCUCUAGUCGCAAGGAAGGAGGCAAGAACCGAUCGCAGCAACAAUCGACAUCCGCUUCCUCCGCAUCUAAACCCGUCGAAACCGAUACUCUCAAGCUGAAAAAGGCCUGGGAGAUCGCUCUCGCGCCCUCCAAGCAGAUCCCCAUGAACGCGAUCAUGAUGUACAUGUCCGGCAACAGCCUCCAGAUCUUCAGUAUCAUGAUGGUGUUCAUGCUCUUCAAGGGCCCCAUCCAAGGCCUGAUCAACACCAACGGCGUCUUUGCCAAGUUUGAGACGGACGGCACAAAGGGGAAGUUGCUCGGGGUGAAGGCGAUUUAUGUGCUCAUGCAGUUGGUUUUGCUGGCGCUCGGCGUGUGGAAGGUUAAUGCGAUGGGACUGCUACCGUAUGUUUACUCCCGGAUCUUCUAUUGCAUUGCCGUUGCAGGUGUAGAUCAGUUCACUAAUAUGGAUGUUUUGACAGGACUACGAGGUCGGAUUGGUUGGCAUGGGAAUCGGAACGACAACCGGUGGAGCGAGCGUAUUUUGCGCUAG